Molecule: messenger RNA, 753 nt
Organism: Mycena indigotica
Lineage: Eukaryota; Fungi; Basidiomycota; Agaricomycetes; Agaricales; Mycenaceae
Product: TKL/TKL-ccin protein kinase
Exons: 7
Coding region: 10-753 (247 amino acids)
Cellular component (GO): membrane
Molecular function (GO): serine-type endopeptidase activity
Source: RefSeq, a predicted model, not a curated record
GAUGUUCCGAUGACUCUCCUCCUUCGAACAUGUUUUACGCGACACACUCGCACCCCACUCCGUCUCCAAUCUUACUCUAGGCGGGCUUACAACUCCCAUCGCCGCCCGUUGUUCAGUUUUCUUGAUGAUAUCCCUCAAAAGGCUGUCUUUUGGACCAUUAUUGGCCUGAAUGGCGCCGUGUUUGGUCUCUCUUGGUGGGCGCGUCAAAAAUUGCAGGUCGAGCGAGACCCGCGUUUGAUGCUCUGGCUUCAAAAGAACUUUUAUUUGAGCUGGAAAAAUUUGGAGGCUGGUCGAGUAUGGACACUAGUCACCAGCAUGUUCACCCACAGCAUGACAGACAUAAGCCAUAUACUUUUCAACGGUUUCACUUUCUAUUUCAUGGCACCAAUGACUAUGAGCAUCUUGGGCAACAGACAAUUUCUUCUGUUAUAUAUUGGCGGCGGCAUUGCCGCAGAUCUAUGGGCCAUGGCGUACAAGAAACUCUUCCAAAACGGCCGGGACCCAUAUACCGUCGGUGCUAGCGCCGCUAUAUACUCGAUGAUGUCUUUCCUGGCGUGUGCAGCACCAAGAAUGACCAUCCUCGUCUAUGGGAUCAUUCCCGUCCCGAUUUGGCUUGCGGUAACUGGACUGUUCACCUACGAAAGCUCUAGGACUGCUUCAGACAAGGGCGGCACCACAGAUACGCUCGGCCACAUUGGCGGGAUGCUUGCAGGGGCUGGCUAUUUUCUAGCUAGACGCUUCCGAGUUCUAUAG